AUGGACCCCAUUGAAGUUACCUCAGAUGGAAAAUAUAGUCAAUCUAUGGGAAACAAAGAAAUUUGCAUUCUCAUUGUGGAUGAUGAUCAUACAUGCUGUGCUAUUGUGGCUAAAAUGAUCCAAUCUCACACUACUUACAAAGUAUUGCGUACCGGAGUUGCUUUUGAGGUUUUAAAGACGAUAGAGAAGAGAAAGGACAGAUUCAAACUUGUUUUAACCAAUGUUCACAGGUACAUUGUUGUGAAGUGUUUCUCCUUCUCCGGCUACAUAGAUUUCUUGACAGCCACGGCUGAGCAGCAUCUGCUUCCUUCUCGCUGCUCAAAACGUGAAUGA
This is a messenger RNA of Fraxinus pennsylvanica, 333 nucleotides long. NCBI's taxonomy places the organism in Eukaryota, Viridiplantae, Streptophyta, Magnoliopsida, Lamiales, Oleaceae. The record is from the annotation of a GenBank genome assembly.